CUUCUGCAAACCUGUGGAUGCCUGGUUUCAUUAGAAGCUGCUUCAGACCAUUGUGGGCAUGAUUCAGUGUCCCAUUUCUGGGCUCCUUAAAGGCCCUACACCUUCCCUGGCCACUCAGAAAACUAGUGUGGGGAGAGCCUCGCUGAUCUCAUUAGAUGUCCCCCUUCCCGGCCCCAGGCCAACACCUUUCUCCUCCCACAGACCCUCCGUCUCCGAAGAGGAUCUCAAGGUUCUGUUCUCCAGCAAUGGGGGCGUCGUCAAAGGAUUCAAGUUCUUCCAGAAGGACCGCAAGAUGGCACUGAUCCAGAUGGGCUCUGUGGAGGAGGCGGUCCAGGCCCUCAUUGACCUGCACAACCAUGACCUCGGGGAGAACCACCACCUGCGGGUCUCCUUCUCCAAGUCCACCAUCUAGGGGCACAGGCCCCCUUGGCCGGGCCCGCUGGCGACAACUUCCAUCAUUCCAGAAAAAAGCCACUUUAAAAAGCAGCUGAAGUGACCUUAACAGACCAGAGAUUUUAUUUUUUUAAAGAGAAAUCAGUUUACCUGUUUUUAAAAAAAUUAAAUCUAGUUCACCUUGCUAAUCCUGCGGUGACGGGGACAGCUCAGGCUCUUGGUGACUGUGGCAGCGGGAGUUCCCAGCCCUCCACACCCGGGGCCAGACCCUUGGGCUGUGCCUUGGUGGGGCCUGCAGGUGGGUGCCCUGACCACAACUCGGCUUCCUUGUGCCUUAAAAUCCCUGCCUUCCUGCAGCCACCCCCCCCCCCCCCCGGGGUGUCCUGGGGACCCAAGGGGCGGGGCUCACACCAGAGAAAGGCAGGGGGCCUGGCCGGCUCCUGCAGUCCUGCAGGAUCAUGUACCUGGGGCUCGCCGGCCAGUGGCUGCGACUCCCCAACCCCAGCCCUCUAAUCAAGUCAUGUGAUUUCCCCACCCUGCCCCCAGGGCCUUCCCUGCAGCCCCCAGGCGGGCUCCCCACUGCUCCAGCUGCGGAGCUGGUCGUCAUAAUCUCUGUAUUAUAUACUUUGCAGUUGCAGACGUCUGUGCCUAGCAAUAUUUCCAGUUGACCAAAUAUUCUAAUCUUUUUUUCAUUUAUAUGCAAAAGAAAUAGUUUUAAGUAACUUUUUAUAGUAAGAUGAUACAAUGGUAUGAGUGUAAUCUAAACUUCCUUGUGGUAUUACCUUGUAUGCUGUUACUUUUAUUUUAUUCCUUGUAAUUAAGUCACAGGCAGGACCCGGUUUCCAGAGAGCAGGCGGGGCCGCCCAGCGGGUCAGGCACAGGGAGCCCCGGUCCGAUCUUAGACCCCUGAGCUUCAGGGAAGGGGCGGGCGCGUCGCCGCCUCUGGCAUCGCCUCCGGUUGCCUUACACCACACCUUCACCUGCAGUCGCCUAGGAAACUUGCUUUCAAACUUCUUCAGGGUUUUUUCCUUCAAAUUUUGGACCAAAGUCUCAUUUCUGUGUUGUGCUUGCCUCUGAUGCUGGGACCCGGCAGGCGGCCGCUCCUGUCCUCACUGUGCUGUCUCCCGCCCCCGCGUCCUGUCCCGGGGGCUCUCCUAGGAUCCCCUUUCCAUGAAGAGUGUAACAAGGGUGUAAAUAUUUAUAAUUUUUUAUACCUGUUGUGAGACCCGAGGGCGGCGGCGCGGUUUUUUAUGGUGACACAGAUGUAUAUUUUGCUAACAGCAAUUCCAGGCUCAGUAUUGACCGUGGAGCCACAGGGACCCCACGCACAUUCCGUUGCCUUACCUGAUGGCUUGUGACGCGGAGAACCGAUUAAAACCGUUUGAUAAACUCCUCCCUUGUCUAGGCCUGUGUUCGCUGUGGACGCUGUAGAGGCAGGUUGGCCGGUCUGUACCUGGACUUCGAAUAAAUCUUCUGUAUCCUCGCUC
Molecule: messenger RNA, 1880 nt
Organism: Chlorocebus sabaeus (green monkey)
Lineage: Eukaryota; Metazoa; Chordata; Mammalia; Primates; Cercopithecidae
Source: RefSeq, a predicted model, not a curated record